AUCGCCAUGACAUACACGGACUAUGUGCAGGGUUGGCUGAGCUACGUGGCGCUCGUGAUUCAUUUUGUGGUGGAGAAGGUAUGGACAUCGGUGGGGGUGCCGACGCCGUCCUCUGCCUCGGCGGCUCCUGGAGAAGACGACAAAGAUGCGUCCCAUCUGCUGCUUGGUGGCGGCGCCUACUCGCGGUCGUCGUCGUCAACGUUGACGCCUGAAAUUUCCGAGGACAGCACAAUUGUAAUCAUCCACCACGGCAGCGUGGCCCAGUUCUGCGGCACUCCAGACGUUAUUGAGCAUAGAACUAUGGAAGAGUUCUGCAGUCCACCGCCCCAAAACAACGAGCAGCUGCUCGAGUACAUUGACGGGUACGUGGGGUGGCUGACGUCUCCCCGUCAAGACAACAAGCACAUGCGUCGAGUCAGUACUGCCAACAAAGCCAAAGAGUUCAUGCAAUGGCUGGACUGUGAACCAGAAGCGGACCAACCUUUCGUCGGUGAUGGAAAAGGCACUGUCGCCAGUGGAAGCGACAACCAAGAAGAGCCUGAAUGCGAUGCCUUCGACCUGUCAAAGGAAGAGUAUGGUGGGGUCGCGGCGCCAUGGGAUGCGGAGGCGUACAAUGCCGUGUGAGCAAGCCCUGACUCAUCAUAUUUAUAAACCAUAAAUAUCAAUCACGU
Messenger RNA from Aphanomyces astaci, 671 nucleotides. RefSeq lists its product as hypothetical. The record is from RefSeq and is a predicted model, not a curated record. The transcript has a single exon. Lineage: Eukaryota; Oomycota; Saprolegniomycetes; Saprolegniales; Verrucalvaceae. The coding region runs from base 7 to 624 and encodes 205 amino acids.